This is a messenger RNA of Melanotaenia boesemani (Boeseman's rainbowfish), 604 nucleotides long. It is a transcript of the gene ndufs6, whose product is annotated as NADH:ubiquinone oxidoreductase subunit S6. The coding region runs from base 150 to 539 and encodes 129 amino acids. The record is from RefSeq and is a predicted model, not a curated record. The transcript is spliced from 4 exons. NCBI's taxonomy places the organism in Eukaryota, Metazoa, Chordata, Actinopteri, Atheriniformes, Melanotaeniidae. Gene Ontology annotation, biological process: mitochondrial electron transport, NADH to ubiquinone.
ACAUAAUAAUUUUCUAUCUAAAUAUUUGAAUGAUGUCAAAGGCUUGUAAACAGUUAACGUUUUUUGUGAACCUGAUAGACAAACCCCGAGAAUAACAUUAUUUCAAAAUUUAUUCGCAAGGCAACUUGGGAAAAGAGACUAGCGUAAACAUGGCGGCGGCUUUAGGCAGAGUUCUGUCCUUCAGUAGAAAUGCAAAGGUGCUCGUUUCGCCUUUAAGGUUAACUGCUGUACCUGUUCACCGUUACAGUUUGGAGGUUUCCAGCACCGGUGAGCCCAUUACUCACACCGGCCAGGUGUUUGAUGAACACGAUCCCAGGAGAGCCAGAUUUGUUGGCAGACAGAAAGAGGUGAACAAGAACUUUGCCAUCAACCUGGUGGCAGAGGAGCCAGUGACAGACAUUGAGGCCAGAGUUGUGUCUUGUGAUGGAGGUGGAGGGGCUCUUGGACACCCUAAAGUGUACAUCAACUUGGAUAAAGACACAAAAGUGGGCACAUGUGGCUACUGUGGACUUCAGUUCAAGCAGAAGCAUCAUCACUGAAACAUUACCUUUGUCUCUGCUUCUCUGUAUAAAUUGCCAUAUUGGUUAAUAAAUUAUAUAAUGUC